Xylaria bambusicola is the source of this 1980-nucleotide messenger RNA. Its product is annotated as P-loop containing nucleoside triphosphate hydrolase protein. The transcript has 4 exons. Gene Ontology annotation, cellular component: nucleolus. NCBI's taxonomy places the organism in Eukaryota, Fungi, Ascomycota, Sordariomycetes, Xylariales, Xylariaceae. The record is from RefSeq and is a predicted model, not a curated record. Bases 102 to 1859 code for a protein of 585 amino acids. Gene Ontology annotation, molecular function: RNA binding; ATP binding; RNA helicase activity. Gene Ontology annotation, biological process: rRNA processing.
CUAAGUGAAGUUUUCUGGUAGGCCGCCGCCGUUCUUAGCUGCAUAGGAUUCUUCUCAUCCUGCUUAAUUUGCAUUAUAUUUGUGUUUGCCGUGUCUACGAUAUGUCGAAGCAUAACCUUGAAGAUGCCGAUAUAGAGGCUACUCUUCCCAGGAAGAAGUCUAAGAAAGACAAGAAAGACAAGGUUCGCAAGGCAAAAACGCACGUGAACGACUCGGCCGUCUCAACGCCGAUCCAAAGCGAUGUCCAGAAUGCAGAUGGAACGACGAAUGAGGAUGGAAUGAUACUAAAGAAGAGCAAGAAGGCGAAAAAGGACAAGAAGGACAAAAGCGAAAAGAGCCCAGAAAAUGGAGACGACAGCGAGAGCGAAACACUAGCUGAAGAGAAAAAGGCCAAGAAGGAGAAAGAUGAGAAGAAGAAGAGCCAGAAGCAAGGGCAAGAUGCAGACACAGCUGCGAAUGGAUCGGCCAAUGGGCAUAUAGAGUCGACAGUGUCGAAUGGCGAGAAUGGCACAGCGCUACCCCUUUCUGUGCCCGAGUCCGAAGUGAAGACCUUUCUGAGCACCCACCAGAUCACGGUGGUCGACCCCCUAUCAGACAAGCCUCUUCAACCCAUCAUGAAAUUCUCGCAAUUGCCACCGUCUCCACUCACUACAAAGAACCCUUUCGCAGCCUUCAAGGCCCCAACACCCAUCCAAGCUGCGUCAUGGCCAUUUGGUCUGUCGGGCCGAGAUAUCGUCGGAGUUGCAGAGACAGGCUCAGGCAAGACAAUCGCGUUCGGCCUACCCCUCGUCAAUGCCGUUCUAGACAUGCCCAAGACCCAGGGUGGCGGUAGGAUACGCGCUGUGGUUGUAUCACCUACACGAGAACUCGCCAUGCAAACUAAUGAAGAGCUCUCUAAAUUGGCCAGUCAUGUUGGGUUAAAGACAGUCUGUGUAUACGGCGGCGCAUCCAAAGACGACCAGAGACAUCUCCUACGAAAGGCUGACAUUAUCGUCGCUACCCCUGGCCGACUCAAGGAUUUCUUAGAGGAGGGUGCGGUCAAACUAGAUAAUGCUAGAUUCGUAGUGCUUGAUGAGGCCGAUCGCAUGCUUGACAAAGGUUUCGAAGACGACAUCAAGAGAAUCAUUGGAUGUACGCCGAAGAAGGAAGAACGUCAGACGCUCAUGUUCACGGCGACGUGGCCACAGAGCGUGCAGGCCCUCGCUUUAUCAUUCAUGACUUCGCCGGUUCGCAUCCAAAUUGGUGGCAAUGAGAGCGGAGAUCUUCAGGCCAACACGAGAAUUGAACAGCGUGUUGAGGUCGUAGACCAACGUGCUAAAGAGGGUCGACUUUUACAGCUUCUUAAAGCGCACCCCAAGAACGAAAGAGUCUUGGUAUUUUGCUUGUACAAGAAAGAGGCCACACGCGUCGAAGCUUUCCUGCAGCAGCGUGGGAUAAAAGUCGUCGGAAUUCAUGGCGACUUGAAACAAGAGCAGCGAACCCGGAGCCUUGAGGCCUUCAAGUCAGGUCAGACACCAGUCCUAGUUGCAACAGACGUCGCGGCUCGUGGACUAGACAUUCCCGAAGUAAAACUAGUCAUCAACUGCACCUUCCCACUCACUAUCGAAGACUAUGUACAUCGCAUUGGUCGUACAGGACGGGCUGGCAAGACGGGUCAAGCCAUCACCUUAUUUACAGAGCAUGAUAAGGCACACUCUGGAGAAUUAGUUAACAUUCUGAAAGCGGCCGGUCAGCCUAUACCAGACGAGCUGCUCAAAUUUGGAACCACAGUCAAGAAAAAGGCACACAGCACUUAUGGUGCCUUCUUCAAGGAUGUCGACAUGUCGCAGAAAGGCACCAAGAUCACGUUUGAUGACUAAAUCAGAUCACAAGUCCAGGAGAACAUUCUGUUAAAGUUCAGGGAAAACAUCGAAAGUUUCCACUAUAUGAUUCACAAUAUAAGGUUCAUAGGGCAUUCCGAUGGCCACGUAUAGAUAGGUA